Messenger RNA from Brassica oleracea var. oleracea, 347 nucleotides. RefSeq lists its product as uncharacterized. Gene Ontology annotation, cellular component: nucleus. The transcript has 5 exons. The coding region runs from base 6 to 347 and encodes 113 amino acids. The record is from RefSeq and is a predicted model, not a curated record. NCBI's taxonomy places the organism in Eukaryota, Viridiplantae, Streptophyta, Magnoliopsida, Brassicales, Brassicaceae. Gene Ontology annotation, molecular function: DNA-binding transcription factor activity. Gene Ontology annotation, biological process: regulation of DNA-templated transcription.
GCAUUAUGCGAAAGUGGAAGGGGAUCGUGAAGACUAAACUGAUUGGGAAACGGAAGCUCGAGACGAGAGAGAUGUCCACAUCCUUGAGAACUACACGCGGCUCGGAACAACGAAGGCUCCAGUGUCUACAAGACAUCCAAAAAUUGCAAGAGGAGAUCAAGUUGUUACAGAUUUCAAACGAGAAACUGAAUGGUGUCGGUCUCGACGAUAUGAGCUUCACCGAGCUGGCUUCACUUGGAAGUAUGUUGGAUGAGGGCUUCCGCAUUGUGGACGAACAACUAGACAAUGCACACGAGGAAAUAACAACCAAGCAGGUAAAGAUAAUCAUCUUGAGUUCAAAGUUUUAA